Molecule: messenger RNA, 1036 nt
Organism: Brassica oleracea var. oleracea
Lineage: Eukaryota; Viridiplantae; Streptophyta; Magnoliopsida; Brassicales; Brassicaceae
Product: putative F-box/kelch-repeat protein At4g11750
Exons: 1
Coding region: 65-1027 (320 amino acids)
Molecular function (GO): protein binding
Source: RefSeq, a predicted model, not a curated record
CUCUCUUAGGCCGCACCGAGAGUUGUCUAUAUUUGUGCUCAAGGCUCAGUUAUGGUUCUAAACAAUGUUGGUACACUCUAUGCAAAAGACCAACUCCAAGCCCUUACCUAACCCUAAGCCUAAGCCUAAGCCUAAGCCUAAGCCUAACCAUAUCUCAGGAUGGUUCAGUCCAUGCUUUAGACCAUAUAGAAUCCCCAAGUCGAGCAACUAUCAUAUGGUCUCUGUCUCAACUCGCAAAUUUUCUCAUUGGACCUGGUGGACUUGUGCCGCAAUUGGUUCUACUAUCUACACGGUUGGAAAAUAUAUCUAUGGUGGGAUCUCGUCUAGGGUCUUCUUCUUGGACUGUCGGUCUCACACUUGGCACGAAGCUCCAAGCAUACAGAUGACGCCAAAGUACCCUCUCAUGAGCGUUAUUGAUGGGAAAAUAUAUGUAGUGGAAGGCUUGAACGUUCCGGAUUCAUCAGAUUCGAUGAAGGUUUUUGAUCUGAAAAAACAGAUAUGGGAGCAUCUACCAUGCCCUAGAGCAGAGAUAUUCGGGAAGAGUUAUAUAUUAAGAAGCUUAGCCAUAGACGGAAAGCUUUACCUGUUUGGGGAUAAAAAUAUGGUUUACAAGGUCGAUGAAAAUAAAUGGGACGUUGUAGGAUUAGAGACGCGUGUAAGUUGGGCUUUCAGUGAUUUUUCAUGCGUAAUAGACAACAUAAUGUACAAUUAUAUCUUGUCCAGAAAGCUUCAAUGGUACGACUCCAAGGGAAUAUUGUGGAGAGAUUUAAAGGGUUUGGAAGAACUUCCAAAAAUGCCAAAGAGUUGUACUCGUGUUAGGAUGGUAAAUCAUGGUGGAAAGAUUGCGCUUCUGUGGGAUAAGAAAGUGCGUGGUUUUGACUCCAACGAGAAGAAUAUUUGGUGUGCUGUGUUUGCGGUUGAAAGGCGCAGCGAACAAGAGGUUUAUGGGAAGCUUGAAUGGUGUGAGGUUGUGCUUAAAGUCCCCAAAUCAUGUUGUUUAUUGGAAUUUCUUGCUGUUGAUGUUUGAUGGAUGAAC